UUUCGCUAAUCUUCAAUGUGUUUGGUCGUGUUAUCAGACGGGAUAAUUUUGGAGGAAUUCCCCACAUUUGUCGGGCCAGUUCCCUACCCCCACCCCUCUGUGGCCUCGUGUCCCGCCCCCUCUCCUUUCUCCCCAGCUGCUUCAGUCAGCCGCUUCGCUCGCGUCGCAGCCAUUUUACGGUGGAGCGUCAGCGCGGCGGCGACCGUAGGACGCCGAGACGGCACGGUGAAGAGGAUUGCUAACAUGGCUGCUGGAGCGCGAGGUCCUGCGGUCGGCCGGCCUUUGGAAUUUGCCAAUGAGGAGCAGCGGGCGGUUCACUCUUGGUGCAGAAUCGAGUCAGCCGGCCACAGUGUGCUCCUGGAAGCGGUAAAGAUCCUUAGCCCCAUGUCCCGGGAUCUCUCCAGCACCGAAGAGGUCGUCACCUUCCUGCAGGAGCUGAGUGAGGAGGGACACAAACCCACCGUGCUGCGUAGCAAGGACGUUUAUGGCUACCGCUCGUCCGUAAACCAGCCCCUGACUGUGGACAUGCUCAAGCCGCCCAGCCGGAAUGUCAGGCCGAUGGCCAAAAAGCGGCGAAGGGUUCGCGUUAAGAAAAGAGAGGUGCACCCUUCCUGGAAUGUCUUUCGAAGGGGAAACCCCAGAAUCCAGGGGGUUCCACCUCCGGAGCAACUAACGGACCACCACACUGUUGUCUACAAUAAGACCCCCGUAAGGACUUUGGAGAUCUCUGAGGCGCUGCCGAUGCAGUCGUGCCUCAGACUGACUAAUAUCAAAGGGUUGUCUGGUUGCCACACGGCCAGACUCCAGAUCCAAACCACAUGGGACUUACCCUGCAAGACACCUCCAGCUGUCUUUUUGCAGAAGCAGCCACCUCCAGCACUUUCAGGAAUACCGUUGCAGCCUUCCCAGAAUGGUGGCGGGGCGUCCACCAGAGCCGUUGCCUUGUUCAGCCAGAAGAGCCUGUCUUGCCCCCUCCGACUGGAUGGCGCACUCAUUGGCGACUCUGCACCCGUGUUCUACGCCAACGGCCGAGCUUUCCCACAGACUCACACGGAGCAUACCAGCAACGGCUGGGAUGGCAACGUCCUUCGCCAGAAUGGACAAGGCCCCAAAGAACUGCCACAUCCGACACGGCAGAGAAACCGCGGGCGAGACAAGACGCUCUUGGGGUCUAAGAUUGUGAAAGUGGACGACUCUCGCUCGGUGGACGAAGCCCGAUGUAAAGCUCAGAAAAUCCUGCAGGUCAACCUGUCUCCCGUGAUCCAAAUCCGCCCGCUGAACCACGCGCUGAGAGACUUCCGACACCAGAACUCAAACUGACAGUCCCUCCGAGCUUACGCGUUGCUUUAAUCGGGUCAUUGUCUUACACAUCUGUCAGUUUCUACCGGAAUACCCCUUUGCAGCAACAUUCUGUCAAGGUUUUCAUUUAUGUCUGAAGUGUGGCAGGUCAGUUCUGAAAGUUUGGGUUCCUCCAAAGGCAUUCGAAGUAGGGAGUUGCUUUUCCUAGCAGGCUGGGAAAUUCCUUUCCGCUGAAUGUUGGUUACGUUUCCAACCUCUGCCCAAUUCUGUAUUUCCAAGGGAGUUUUCGCAUUGCCAUUUCUUGUGGCCUAAAUAUUUUAAACUCACCGUUCUUUGGAAAGUAUUCUCAUACCCAGUUGAAGAAUACGACCAUUUGGUUUAAGGAUGGAAGUCAACACUGUGCUUCCGUAAAAAACGAAGAACACAAAGAGGUGCCGGCGGGUCUCCCAAUAAAACAAGUAUCGUAAAUCCUAGCAAAACUUGAGUUGGUCUUCCUUUUUUGUAGAGUUGUCAUUGGGCGGUAAAGGAGGGCAUCGGGAUCUACGUCAGUGGCACUGAUGGGGUCCAAGUAUCUGUCCUUUGCAACGUGUUCCUUUUUUGUUCCACGAGGAAACAGACACUGUAGGUAGUACUUUGGCGAGGGUGCGGAAUGUGGUGCAAAAGCUAUAUACAAAUGUUUGCAAAAUAUGAAGUCACCCUUUUGGUAUAAAAAACCUGAAAUCUGUUUGCUAUAAUUGAUCAGAGGUGAAGACGUUUCCUCCUGUCCAAACCAAUCUGAUGACAUCUCUACCACUCCCCUCCACACCAUUUUUUUGGACCAUCAAAGUUGACAGAGGUUUUUGCUUAAGAGUCUGUUUUCCGCUGCUCACCUCAAAUUUGAUUCUUAUUUUUUUAAUACCUAUCUUUGUUCAUUUUAUUUGUGAAAUGCGUGUAAAAAAAAAAAACUUUUCCUACGUGAGCUUUCAAAAAGUUUUUUGUUCAAUAAAACUGUUCUGAAAA
Molecule: messenger RNA, 2298 nt
Organism: Hippocampus zosterae (dwarf seahorse)
Lineage: Eukaryota; Metazoa; Chordata; Actinopteri; Syngnathiformes; Syngnathidae
Gene: ccdc71
Product: coiled-coil domain containing 71
Exons: 2
Coding region: 16-1320 (434 amino acids)
Source: RefSeq, a predicted model, not a curated record